Penicillium bovifimosum is the source of this 7509-nucleotide messenger RNA. RefSeq names its product 1-phosphatidylinositol-3-phosphate 5-kinase FAB1. Gene Ontology annotation, biological process: phosphatidylinositol phosphate biosynthetic process. The transcript is spliced from 2 exons. NCBI's taxonomy places the organism in Eukaryota, Fungi, Ascomycota, Eurotiomycetes, Eurotiales, Aspergillaceae. Gene Ontology annotation, cellular component: fungal-type vacuole membrane; endosome membrane. The record is from RefSeq and is a predicted model, not a curated record. The coding region runs from base 1 to 7509 and encodes 2502 amino acids. Gene Ontology annotation, molecular function: ATP binding; 1-phosphatidylinositol-3-phosphate 5-kinase activity; metal ion binding.
AUGGAGUCUCAGCAGUCCCGGGACUCACGCAGUACAUCUGUGUCUUCGAAUUCCCUGCCUCUUGGGCGACCCGAGUCCCAUGGUUCUGGCAUCGCCACUCUGACGGAACGAGAAUCAAUGAAUGCAGCUCUGGACAACUACCAUAACGCAGCAUACCAGUCUGGAUCGCUCACCCUCUUCAACGAGUUCACUAGUCCACCCGACCCCGCCACCACGUCCGAUGAGAAAGGCCUGUCCGAGGAACUUCAUGGAGGUCUGAGUGGCUUGUAUAGUCGCUUCAGGACCUCCGUUGGAGGAGUGAGGGAUAUCGUUGGCGGCGGCGGGAAAUCAACCGACAAACCCGCUACAGAGAUUUCGGUCAAGAGUCCUGUUUCUGAACAUCCGAUAGCGAAAUCUCUCUCAGACCCAGCUACAAGCUUCGCAGAUUAUCCACCAUCACACCCCAACUCCUCACAGGGAUCAAGACUCCACUCGCCUGUCGUUCCUAACUUUCACUCGCAUCAAGAGGGUUCGCCGCAACAACACCUGGGAAAGAGGUCGAGGAUAUCUUCAAAAAGUGGAAGCACAUCCUCUAAGGCCUCUGUGCCGCCAACCCCGGGAAACAACCCUAAUAUUACAGCGUUGACCAAAGACACCGGUAGUGCCACCGGGGCAGACCCUACAGUCACCCAGCUUCAUGUGAAUGUAAUAGGGAGUUCCGAGCGCUCGAGGAGUAGCUCUGUGAAUGUUCCGUUACAGAACGUGCAUGCUGCAGACUCGGCAAGUGUUGGAGGCAAGGGAGGCCGUGUGGAUCUUUCCAUGAGUCAAGCGUCCCCUUCAUUACCCCAGGACCUUUCCGGUUCCCCAGCUCCCUCCGCAAAAACUCACGGUAGCCGCCAGGAGGACUCAGCCUCCAAAGAACCUUUCUUUUCAGCAAACCGUCCUGCGGAUGAUCAGUCUCGGCAGUCGGUGGGCUCUACAGAUCAGCAGAAGCUGCCAGAAAACAGAUCUCAACCAGCUAUUAUGCGGAAUCCCAAGCAAGCUGACCCUAGUCAUGACCUUAUGGCGCAGCGCUCAGGAGAGAGGUCGAGUUCCCGAACAUCUUUCCCCUACGAAGAUUCGAGAGCGUCGGUUUCUGCCUCAACUAGUUUGUCAAAGCUGUCUUCUCAUGAUGGAGUACCACGUCCUGCCGAUAAGCUCCGAUCUAGCAUGAUGAAAAGUGCUCCCAGCGGCGACAGCAAGUUCAAUGAACACUCAAAGGCUAUGGCUCCUGGCAGAACCAAUGGCCAAUCAACUUCCUCAACCCGGCUAGGGCGGUUGCCUGGCUACGUGAUGUCACGAGCCUCCACAGCUGAAACCACUACGACGGUGUCUUCCUUGCCUCCGUUGAACACUUCAUUCGAUACAACUGCUAGUCAAUUCCUUCAGGCCAACCGCCGAGCCCCCGCCGGGGGUGACGGUGUCUUCUCGCAGCUGAAAAGUAAGUUGCUUAGCAGGGACUUCUGGAUGCGCGAUGAGAACGCAAAAGACUGCUUUCACUGCGGAGAACCAUUCACCACCUUUCGCCGAAAACACCAUUGUCGAACUUGUGGUCAAAUCUUUGAUUCGAAAUGCACUGUACUUAUCUCAGGAAUACGGUUCGGACAACCUGGAAAUAUUCGAGUUUGCAACCCAUGCGAGAAGAUGAUCAAUGCUCAUGAUGACGAUUCGUCUGAUUUCUCCGACAGCGAAAGUCCCACAGUUCCUAAUCCCCGGGUUUCCGAACUCAACUGGAGCGCUACUGCCAGGGCCUCAUCGGCUGAUGAUGACGAUUCAUCUUCAGUUGUGUCACAGUCGAUUGAUAACGUUUUGAGGACCCCGACAAUGGCUAUACCAGCCACCAGACGUGCUGGGGAGGGACACAACCGCCGCUCGGCCAUUCUUGAGAUUGAUUCUGAUCGCCCUUUGGCACGGCCGACAUCGUCGCGCUCCCUGCGGUCCUCGCUGGGGGGAAGGCCGCACUCCGUCAGCCACAAACGUCAUCACUCUCGCCAGCAAUACAUCCGAGGCUUCAAACCAUCUCAUGAAGAUCGCGCCCCCUUUCAACGUCGACAUGGGGAUGAUGCGGAUUCUGAAUCCCGGCUUCCUGCUUUUCAUAAAGACAAUAUUAUUGACCCUGAUCUUGCUCAAUAUCUUUCGGAUGACGCAUCCAGUGGUGAUGAACAGCCAAGUCUCUUGUCUGCCGUCUCUGAAGGUGCUCUGUCCAAGAGUGGGGGUGAAAGUGAGAGGGCCUCUUUUGGGGGGAUCCUUGCCGCCAUGAAGAAGAGCAAGUCGCCUUUCGGAGACCGAAGCUUCGUUCAUAUGAACCGAGAAGCAGAUGAAAGUUCCGUCACCAGUUCAAGAGCCGUGAACUUGCCUCGACUUUCUCGGCGGCGAAACCUGAGUGUUGCUAGCAGUCUUCACCCGCGCCAUUCACCCAGAACAUCAAAAGACAAUAUGCUAUCUCACGACGCCUCAAUUCCAGCUAUCUGUUUGCCUCCCGAUUCAAAGCAGACCGGCUUCAAGAUGACCCGGAGUUCAUCAAUGAGGGGCAAUGAAGCGCCGCCGGUUGAACUGAACCGAGCCAGUCUGGAACAUGUGCGAAAGCUUCUCCGCCAGCUGCUUGUAGAGGCCACUGUACCCCACGUCGACAGCUGGGAGAAUGCCUUAAUUCCGAUUCUGUUGAAGGCAGGCGACGAAGUUGACCCAGAUGUCCAACAUGGGGAUGACAUGGACAUUCGACAUUAUGUCAAAUUGAAGAAGAUUCCUGGCGGCCGGCCUGGCGACACUUCUUACGUAUCGGGUCUCGUUUUUACGAAAAACUUGGCCUUGAAAGGCAUGUCACGAAACAUCCCACGCCCGAACAUAUUGAUCAUUACUUUCCCUCUUGAAUAUGCUCGGCAACAACAGCAUUUCAUGAGUCUGGAACCAGUCAUCAGACAAGAGCGUGAGUUCCUGGAGAACUUAGUCAGUCGGAUCUCAGCAUUACACCCAAACUUGCUGUUGGUCGAGAAGACUGUUUCUGGUCUAGCACUUGGCCUCCUUGAGCAGGCCGGGAUUGCGACUGCAUACAACGUGAAGCCAUCUGUUCUUGAGGCCGUAUCGAGAUGUACGCAGACUAGAAUUGUGACCUCUAUGGACAAGCUCUUGACGACCACAUUGCAUAGUGAUUGCAGCAGCUUCGAUGUGAAAACCUACGUUCAUAGUGGUCGGAAGAAAACGUAUAUGUACAUUUCCGGCUGCCCGAAAGAGCUGGGAUGCACUAUUGUGCUGCGCGGAGGAAGCGAUGAAGUUCUCGGGAAGGUCAAAAGAAUCACAGAGUUCAUGAUCUACGUUGUUUACAAUUUGCGUCUGGAAACCUGCGUCAUGCGAGAUGAAUUCGUGCAGAUACCGAACACUUCAACAGAAGGCACAAUGGCCGUGACCGAUGCAGAUGGGGCGUGCAGUCCACCACUCAUGACUGGCGAAGGCAGCGGACGACCGGUCGAUUCAUCUAUCACUCAGAAAGCAAUAGCCGAGAAACUUAGCGAAAUGCCUGAUAGCCAAAUCCUCGUUAACACGGAUGCGGCAGACGUUCCGGACAAUAUCCCAAUGCCAACUUAUUAUGACGAUAUGGUUCAGGAUUACAAAACAAAGAUUUUGUCCGCCUCGCCAUUCGUGAAAUUCGAACCUCCCUAUCUCCUAAUGCGUGCACGCGCAAUGGAGCGCAGACUGGCAUAUUUGAAAUUUCUUCGUGAUCGUGACGGCCAUUCUGAUCAGAGCACCGAUGAAAAACUCAAGCCGCAGGAAUUUUUCCUCAUCACCCCGGAGAUGGUUCGUCAAUCGCCGCAAGACGCCCCGGCGAAAGUUAAAGAAGUAUUGCGAGCGGCGCAUGACGCUGAGUACGACCGAGCCCUGUAUCACUAUCAAACCCAAAAACGUCAAUGGGAAGCCUAUGUGGCAGGCAAUGCCAAUAUGUUCGAUCCCUAUGCACACCAGAAUCUGGUAAUUCUAUACAGUCUCGUGUGCACAACGACGUCAGUCCCCUGCUCAGGGCCAGAUAUUUUCGCCCUAGAGUUCUACAAUGAGCAUGGAGAUGACACGAUUUUCGAGUCGGAUCUUACACUUGGGCAGUAUGUCGAGGACCUCUGUCUCACAGCAAACGCGGUGUGCACAGUCAACGGCUGCGAAAAGCGCAUGUUUGAACACCACCGACAGUACGUCCAUGGUGAGGCCCAGAUAAGCGUCCUGGUACAGCCUUACCCUCCCAAGCUCCUUGGGCUUCACGAUGUUAUUCUAAUGUGGAGCUGUUGCAAAAUCUGCGGCAAUGAAACUCAACCCUUACCCAUGUCCAAAAGCACAUGGAAGUACUCAUUCGGAAAAUACCUAGAGCUGUCUUUCUGGGGCAGGAACUUGCAUGCUCGCGCUGGGGUCUGUCCUCAUGAUUUACAGCGGGACCACCUCCGCUAUUUCGGCUUCAAGGAUGUCGCUGUGCGAGUCCAGUAUGACCCCGUCCGUCUCCUGGAGAUCAUCGUCCCACGGCCUCGGGUUACAUGGAAGGUGGACAAUGAUUUGAAGCUGAGGAACGAAGUCUAUUUGCGCACCGAGAAACGUCUUACCAAGUUCAUGACAUCAGUUCAAGACCGUUUGAAAGGCAUCAAUGUCGAGAGCGUUGUCCCCGAGCUGGUUGAGAGUUGCAAGAAGGAGAUCGAUGCUUUAAUCAAGAAGGGCCACCAAGACCAUAACUCGCUUAUCCAGCAACUACAAGACAAAUACACAAGUUCCCGCUACUGGGAGAUCAUACCGCUGAAUGAGGUUCUGCGAGCCGUUCAAGAAAAGGUUGUUGAAUGGGAUACGACAUUCGCCGAAUUCGAGAAGAGCUUCUUCCCAUCCGAGAAAGACAUCAAACAUAUGGCAACACUGCAGCUCAAGAAGAUUUUCCUAGACAAAGAUGCAACCUCGGUGUCCCCGGAGGACGCCCUCCAGACGCCUGCCGACGCACAAGAUGAAAACAACCAGGCAGCGGACAGGCCGCGAAUGAUGCGCCGCAUGACACUAUCCCCAGAGAAGGCGCAGAAUGUCCUAGUCUCCGUUGUUGAAGAGCAUGCUGGCAAAAAGCACCGCGAGGAACUCCAAAGGUCCGGGCUGCCGUCCCCUGUAGCUCUGUCUGAGAAGGCGACUUUGUCACCCGAUGCAGUCGAGGGAACCAGAUCCUCGCCCCAGGAUGAGGUCGUUUCACAAGAUGAAGUUCGUCACCUCGACCUGGCUGUUCCUACAGGGCAAUCGGAACGCAGCCCCGUCGAUCCAUCUGCCGUUCCAAACCAAUUUCAAUUCAAUGCCGAUCUACAUACGGUGGUUCCUGAUGAUGGAUCAUCAGAUGUGCCUCCAUCGGAACUCCCUGAAGCUCUCGAUCAAGGAAUCAAUAAUGAUGUUGAAGGAGAGAUCUCUGACAUGCCGAGCACUCCAGUGCGUCGGCCUUCGGCCAUCCCGAGGCCUACUGAAGCGGCCUUUCGACGCUCUGGGAAGACAAAAUCACCUCCAUUGCUGCGUACUCAAUCCCAGCCCGCGAAUAUACCACGGCCAUCCAACAGCGUUCCAAUACCGGGCCUGAAAACGGCAUCCACCAAUCCGAUUGAGCCAGAAAAGACUGCAGGCCAAUCGCCUACGAAGCAGUCAGACAGGAAAUUGAGCGAUCGUUUGGGUUUGAGUUCCCUUAAAAGCGCUCGUUUCAGCUCGGGUCACUCGCUCAUCCCACGCUCGACUCCAGGCAAAAGGGGAAGCUCGCGGGUUUCCAAUCUCGCUAAGCAUUUUGAGCAAUUGAGCCGCGAAUUUGAGAAGGAACGACAGCGUGAAAGGCGUCAACGCGCUGCCAAGGGUACGCAUUCGCGGGCAUUCCCGCUGGCAUCGUCGAAACCUAUUGUGGAGGUCUAUCAGAAUGUCCGAGAGGCUGUCGAAGAACGUGAACCACCGGUAGACAGUGACGUAUCUUUGCCCACGGCCCCAGGUAUUCCUACGGAUGACAUGAGUCGCAAGAGCGAGGAACUAUUGGAUCACCACACAAUUUCUGAAGAUCAUGACCCCUCCCCGCCAGACGAAAUCCCAGAUGAACCUGUGGAGGUAGAGGACGCGCUUCGUUCUGACCAUCAUCUAUUGUUUGAUGGCGAAGCAGACGAACCUCAAAGUGAUGAAGAACGAAACACGGCAGGAGACCUCCAUCCCGUGGAUUCGCAUGAAGAGACCAAACACUUAGCAGAGGACGAUUCAAUUGAUUUUAAAGAUCUACCCAAGCAUGAGCGCACCACUCUUCUGAAAAUGCUAACGAACUUUUGGUCUGAACGUUCUGCGAGCGGAUGGGCGUCUCUUGAGUAUCCCCUCAGUGUCAUGGAUCAUGUCUUCGCUGAUUGUGAUAUUAUCGUUCGUGAGGAUGAACCAAGCUCGCUGGUUGCGUUCGCAUUGGACUCUUUCGACUACAAAGAAAAGCUUUCAAGCAUUCAACGGCGCUUCGAUGAAGGGGACAAGCAAAACCCGCACUCUGGGAAUGACGAUGAGGCCACGAACGAAGCACGAGUCGAGCAUGCUCUCUUGCGACCGACGGGCACGCACCUCAAGUAUCAAUUCCAAGAAGGCCCGGCCAAGAUGCUGUGCAAAGUCUUCUACGCUGAGCAGUUCGAUGCUCUGCGACAGAAGUGUGGAGUUGCCGAUCGGAUUGUCGAGUCGCUGUCUCGAUGCGCAAAAUGGGACUCGAAGGGUGGCAAGACGAAAUCUUUGUUCCUGAAGACCCUUGACGACCGAUUCAUUCUCAAAUCACUAUCGCCAAUUGAGACACAAGCCUUCCUCAAAUUUGCGCCAGCAUACUUCCAAAUUAUGUCUGAAGCUUUGUUCCAUGAGCUUCCUUCCGCAAUCGCCAAGAUGUUUGGUUUCUACCAAGUCAUCAUCAAGAAUCCAGUCACAGGAACCGAGUUCAAUUGGUAUUUGCUGCUCAUGGAGAACCUGUUCUACGAUCGCGUCCCCACGCGCAUCUUCGACCUGAAAGGCUCGAUGCGAAACCGCAAAGUGGAGAGCACGGGUGAACGAGACGAGGUCUUGUUGGAUGAGAACAUGGUGGAUUUCAUCUACGAGACACCUCUCUUCGCGCGCGAGCACUCGAAGAAACUUCUUGGCCAAAGCGUGUGGAAUGAUACUCUCUUCCUAGGUCGCCAAGACGUCAUGGACUACUCACUCAUGAUCGCUAUCGAUGAGCCCCGUAACGAGCUCGUGGUAGGCAUCAUCGACUGUAUCCGCACCUACACCUGGGACAAGAAACUCGAGUCCUGGAUCAAGGAUAAAGGGUUUGCUGGCGGCGGUCGCAAUCGGCCAACUGUCACAAGUCCACGGGAAUACAAGGGCCGUUUCCGUGAGGCAAUGGCCAGAUACGUACUCCAAGCUCCAAGCUGCUGGCAUCAAUUCCAAUCAAAUGCCGUCUACCGCUAUGACAAUCUCACCGCCGAGAUUGAAAAUGUUGAGGGCAGCGCAGGUAUGGAAGAGGCUGUCUAG